GAAAAUAGUUCUUCGGAACAACUCGGAAAUGCUUGAUUGGUACUUAAAUCCACCUUUUUCACCUAUCAUAAAAGUUUAUGUGUUCAACUAUACAAAUAUUAAAGAGUUUAUGUCAGGAACAGAAAAGAAAAUUAAAAUAACAGAAGUUGGUCCAUAUGUAUAUGAAGAACCAUUACAAAAGAUCAAUGUGCAAUACAAUGAAGAUAGGAUUACUUAUUUUGAAAAUCGAACUCAUAGAUUCAUCCCAGAAAUGUCGGGACUACUUUUAGAAAACGACACAAUCAUUGCACCAAAUAUUCCUUUAAUUAGCGCCAUACCUAAUGUAGCAAAAUUAUCAUUUUUCUCAAAAGUCGGGUUCAAUACACUUUUAUCAAUAACAAAACCCAAAGAAUUUCAAAAUAUAAGCAUCAAAGACUACUUUUUUGGAUAUAGAGAUGAAUUUAUGAAUUUAAUUAGCAAAAUUAAAUGGGAUUUUACUCCUGAAGAUGUUGGAAUACUAGCGCCAAGAAGAGGUGCCACAAAAAAAAGUGUAACAAUUAAUUCAGGGUUAAAAAACACAAAUACUAUUGGAAAAAUACUUGAUUUUGACAGAAAAACUAAACUCGAUUUAUGGAAAACAGAUGAAUGUAAUGAAUCAUUGCCUCUUGAAUAUAGUAAACAAGAAGUAAUUUAUGGAAAUAUUCCAUCUUACUACUAUAUUGCUCCAGAAAACACAUUCACAAAGCCAAAUGAUCAAAUUAAAAAUAAAUAUUACUGUGAGCUGAAAAGUGUUCAACAAGAGCAUGUAAAUGGAGUAUUGGAUGUUUCAGAUUGCAUUGAUGGUUCUCCGCCAAUUUACGCCUCUCAUCCACAUUUUAUGGAAGGAGAUGAGAAGUUAUUUAGUCAUUUUGAGGGCCUUGCUCCAAACAAAUCGCUUCAUAAUUCUUAUGCAUACUUACAUCCAAGAUUUUCAAUACCGGUUUUAGGAACUUCACGUAUGCAAUUAAAUCUAAAGUUAACUCAUCAUAAAAACUAUUAUAACCACUAUCCAAAUGAAUUGAUACUUCCUUUAGCAUGGAUAGAGACUACUUCAGAUAUGAUUCCCGAAGAAUUUAAAUUUAAGCUUUACUUAUCGACAGUUAUUGUUAAUGAUGACAGUUUCCUUCUUCGUUUUCUUCGUGUGAAAAAGUAUAUGAAUGCUUCAGCAUUCAAAAUGCUAGAAAAUUUUUUGAUACGCUCACAGCAAUACCAUCAAUGGUUCUGCAAUCUUACCCUUAAUAAUGAUAGAAUGAGAGAGCUUUACGAAAACGCUUACAUUUUUCCACUUAAAGAACGUGACGAAAACGGCUGUCGUGUGAUUAUGGUGCGUGGAAGUCAGAUUGAUACGAAAAAAUACACAUUUGACGAUGUUGUUAGAAUGUUGAAUUUUGUGAUUUUAACAUUGUUGGAAGAAGAAGAAACACAAAUCACUGGAUUCUCUUAUAUUUUUGACCACAAAGACAUUUCAUCAGACUACAUAUCUCUUUUUUCUUUAUCUGAUGUUAAAAACUAUUUAUCUUGUGUGCAAAAUGCUCUACCAGGUCGUCAAAAGAAAGGAAUUUUAAUUAAUUUACCAAGUUUUAUUGCAAAACUUUUAGAUUUUGUAAAAGGCUUGUUAAACAAGAAAUUGAGAGAUCGUGGAUAUUUCUAUAGUGAUGAUAUUCAAUUGGAAAAUCAUAUUGACAAGAAAAUCUUACCAAGUGAGUAUGGAGGUCAAGUGCCAACAAAGGAAAUGAUGGAAGAAUUCAGAAAAAUUGCAGAAAAUUAUCAAUCGAGACUUCAAGCAACUGAUGGUAUAAAAAUUGAUAUGGAAUACGUCAAGAAGUGUAACGAUAAUGAAAUUGAAAGCUUUCGGACAUUAGAAAUUGAUUGAAAAUUUGAUCUUCUUGAUAAGUAUAUUGAAUUCAAUUUAUUAUGUAUCUGAAGUUAUUAUUUUUUAAAAUACUAUAUCAUUUAUGUACUAAGUUUUAUAUCUGUAUCACUUCAAACGGGUCAUUUGAUAUUAAAUUUUUAUUGCACUGAAUUUGUAUUUAUAUUACCAAUCAAUAUUUUUUGUUAAAUGUAAAAUUAUUGGAGGAACAUAUUUAUUAUUUGAAUAUAAUAAAAAGCGU
Messenger RNA from Chironomus riparius, 2129 nucleotides. The record is from the annotation of a GenBank genome assembly. Lineage: Eukaryota; Metazoa; Arthropoda; Insecta; Diptera; Chironomidae.